CCACGAUUGCAUGGGAUCUCGUGCGGACAAACAUCCUCUCAGACAUCGAUCGCGCAUCGGUGCCUUAGGCUGCAGCUUCCUUCUUUCACACUUCUCCAAGUCGAAUUUUGCAUCUCACCACUUUCACGUGAAAACCCAUGCGAUGAUCCGCUAACCAUAAAGGGCUAGUCAUCUCUUCCCCAGAGUCCAUGUGUCAGACCGUCGAACCUCGGUCACUCCACCAAACACGGUAAGCAUCGUAACAUUUCUAGAUCCUCAUUACAACUCAUUGUUUCUUGCUCUGAAUUUCAACAAUAUGGAGCCACUGCGAUCAACCUCGCGCUCACGUCGCUCCUAUCCGAACCUCCACAAUCUCUCCAUAGCCCCUCUCAGCGCCAAAUACCCUCUCGAUGCAUCCGUACCGCCUUCACCCGACGAACCAGGGACGCGCACCCCUCGAACAUCAUACAUCGCGCAAAAGUCAGCGCCGGCAACACCGGGUGUAUUAAGUCUUAGUCAGAGCCGCAGCAGUUCGCGGCAGCGUCCCAAGAAAGCAUAUGCGUACGAGAGUUAUUUCGUCAAUCCCCAUUCCGAGGUUCGCGAAGUCGGAGACAUACCAAAAGCAAAGAGUACAAGCGUUCUGCAUCUGGGUGUCAGUUUUGCAGACGAUGUACUAGGUGUAGAUACUGGGAAGAAGAGACAUCAUACACGGAAAGGCACAGCACCCUUGCCCUUACACUCUCCUCUCGUGAAGCACCAUACCAGAGAGUCAAACGAAGAGUGGCUGCACCGCGCUGGCUUAGCAAUCGCUGGCGAGACAAGGGAUAGCAAGGGUCAGGGUUGGCUUGUGAGACGAGAAAGCUCUACCAGUCUGGUUGGACAGAGUGACCAAUACGAACAACAUGCUUCACACGACGAUCGCCGUAUGGCUCUACUCUCUGGCGAACACCUUGGUGACUCGGAUUUCCCCACCUUCUUCUCGCCACGCAUGUCUAGAGUAGGAAGUCGCGUAGGCUCUCGCGUACCCAGCGCACGGCAGAGUCGACGAGGUAGUAGAGCAGGUAGUCGAGUCGAUCUAAUCAUGUCGGCGGGAUCGAAACCGCAAUCGGGAAGAGCCAGCUUCGAGAUCUCAGAGCUAGAUGAGCGCUUUAUUGAGCCUGAUUUCAUCGAAGCAGAUGAGGAGAGCGACGGCGAUGAAGAAGAAGUCGCUCGUCUGGCGCGCGAACGCGGGUUUGGGCUUGGAAGUUGGAUGGAUCGUCUCAUUGGUUGGACAUUGUUUUCGGUUGAAGAAGAUAGAGAAGGCUCCGACGACGAGGACGUGGAAGAGGAUAGAAGCUUGCGACUGGAUAACCUCACCACAGAGGAGCUGAAACUACGUCGCGAAGUCGAAUCCAAGCGACGCAAGCUCGAACGAGAAGCGAUCAUCGCUGCGUCAGCUCUGCGUGGACAAGGCGAUGCGACCACUACGGAUACAGAUAGCAGACCAACCACUGGGGAAUCUCAACGUACUGCGGCUAAUGAAGAGGUCGGCGGUUGGCAAGAUGCUGCAUGGCUACUAAGCGUUGCUUCUAAAGCUUUGUUCUGAUUACGAUCACUUAGACAAUCCAUGAUUAUAAUCGCACUACAGAAAACUGUGAGUGCUCGAGAGAAGGAAUUCUUUCCGCCGACAUUUGUUCACAGCGCAUCAAGCUCGUCCGUCCAAUUUGUCCUACCCAACCUUCAGACCGUUAUCCACCGCCUCUUGCCCGUCUGACAUACUCGGUGGUCUAUCCUCCAUCUUCGUACCCCAAUCACUCUCCGUAUCCCCCAGCACGAGCUCCAACGUCCAACCCUGUGUGAAGAACUCAUGUCCAAUCCAAUUCUUU
Alternaria alternata is the source of this 1844-nucleotide messenger RNA. RefSeq lists its product as hypothetical. The record is from RefSeq and is a predicted model, not a curated record. The coding region runs from base 296 to 1564 and encodes 422 amino acids. Lineage: Eukaryota; Fungi; Ascomycota; Dothideomycetes; Pleosporales; Pleosporaceae. The transcript has a single exon.